UCCGAGUAAACCUCUCCAGGCUAGGACAAAGACACGACCUAAAACUUUGAUCAACACUAGGAGUGAUCCUUCUGGCAUGUUGUGCAAGCAAGUUGAACAUAAUGCUGAAGUGAGAACGUCUGAGAAUGUUGUGCCAAAGAGUUCACCAGAUGCUUUUCCAUACAAAAAGAGGAAGGUUGAAGAUGAAAAUCCAACCCUUAGUCCAAGUCGCGAAUUCCCAAUGGAGAAGGAGUUAGAUGAAAAGGGGGAAAAACUCAGGCAGGAUAAAGGAGUCAAUAGAUGCAGGAAGAUUACUGAGGUGACUAAAGGACCCAAUGCAGAUGCUGAGAGAUCAUUGCAUUCUUUUCCAUAUAAGAAGAGGAAGCUUGGAGAUGAGAAGUUGGUCACUAAUAGAAGAUCAGAUCCAGGGAAGAUCAAUAGGAGUUUGAGCAUUAGUCAACCUAACAAAUCCCUUAAGGACAAGGAAUUUGACAAGGAAGUGGCAAAAGUCAGACAGGACGAGAGCAGAGUCAAAACACCUGGGGGAGUUAUUGAGGUGACUGAAAGACCAGAUGCUGAAAGAAGGAGGUGGUUUAAGAAAACGGAUUGGGACCAAAGAUUGCGGGACGCACAGGAGAUGGGUACUCUGGUCUUGCUUAGUAAUCUGGAUCCAUCCUUUGCCUCCAUUGACGUAGAGAACAUAGUUUGGUCUGCUCUCCGAAUGAAGGUUGACGCAAGGAUAAUAGAACAGAGUGUGAAAUCCAAUGAUUACUAUGGUAGAGCACUGGUUAUUUUCAAGACAAAAGAUAAAGCUGAGUAUGCAAUGUCUGAGUUUAAUAGGAGAUGCCUUGUUCUUGGGGAUGGAAGGCAAUUCAUUCAUUGUUCUAUUUGUCUUGAUUGUAAUAAUGAUAAUAUCAUCUUAUUCUUCCUAAAGCAUACCCCUAAAACUCUGUCACUUGCAGGGUUGUCAGUGCCCGAAACGGAACUCUAACAGAACCCAACAAGCAACGCAAAUUCCAUGGUCAUUUGACCAUUGACAGAAUCCCACCUGAAAGGCUGCGCCCAGAAAUGAGAAAUGCAGUAUCAACAUCACAUUGUGCUCAAGCCAAUACAAUUGAAUAUGAGAUGGCUAGUGAUUGGCUCUUACAAUACAAGAAAUAUGAUGUCUCAUGGGAAGCAUUGUCUAAGAAACAAAGGAAAGAGAUAGAAGAUGUGAAGAACAAACUUAAACUGGACAGAAUUUUUGGUGAAACCUCCUAGCUAUUAACCAACUAACAAAUUUGAGUUUGACAGAACCAUGUUGUACUAAUCAUGUUUCUGCAGUACAAGAAAUUCUUCUUAGCAUACAGUGUUCACCAUUUUUUGUAGGGUCUAACCGAUUUGAUAUCAGCUAUAUGUUUUUUGGAUGGCGUGACACUACAUUCAUUGUUUUUUGAACAACUAAGUGUAAAUAUAUACACACACA
This is a messenger RNA of Arachis stenosperma, 1444 nucleotides long. Its product is annotated as protein ANTI-SILENCING 1-like. Lineage: Eukaryota; Viridiplantae; Streptophyta; Magnoliopsida; Fabales; Fabaceae. Gene Ontology annotation, molecular function: RNA binding. Bases 77 to 970 code for a protein of 297 amino acids. The record is from RefSeq and is a predicted model, not a curated record. The transcript has 9 exons.